Molecule: messenger RNA, 3232 nt
Organism: Chara braunii
Lineage: Eukaryota; Viridiplantae; Streptophyta; Charophyceae; Charales; Characeae
Source: the annotation of a GenBank genome assembly
CGGAAAGCAGCCUUACGACGGGUUGCUUAUCUUUUGGCACGAUACUUGCUUGAGGGUGAUUAACCCAAGCAUUACAUGUCAGGAGGACCCAGGUCAGAGGAGGUAGUCGGCCCUUCAAUGGGGAAGGGACCAGUCCCAUAUCUUGGGGAUGGCUACAACCAUUUGGUGGGAACAGAUUUCGUCUUACAGGCUUUUCGGAAGUCUCUCUAUGGAAACCGUUUUCUGGAGGUUUCAUAUGAUUACAUCUACGGCAACGGAUGGAUCGAGAUCUUGAUCGGUGCCACUGGCAGCAUUUCCCUUGCUGAGGAGUUGUACCCUUGGAGUGUUGCGGACGAGGAGAUGGCUAGAUAUAUGGCAUAUUUCAGCAAGAUCGAUCCUACGACAUCCUUUGACAUUAGCUAUGUGGUCCCAGAGUCGAUGGCCAUUCAGGUUCUCAAUGACCAGGAGGACCAGCGUGUACCAGAUACGGAAGUCUGGUUUCUGGUCUUUUCGUCCUCUCCGUGUCAUCUAUUUUAUGAUGUAUGCCCUGUGAUGCAUGGAACGCUUAUGUAUGAGAUAUCUGGCGGAAAUGGAGACGAGAGGAGAAAUGACAUCAAGGAAUUGGCCAAGGCGAUUCAAGAAUCAUCCGCACAAAGGGAUCAACUUCCAAAAGUGGAUGUGCCUUUGUUCGAUGGCAACCACGCCUCUGGCUGGGCAGAAAACUUCGAGCAAAUUGCAAGUUGUCGAGAAUGGACUGAGUCAGAGAUGUUGCAGAAAGUGAAACGAUAUUGUAAGCGAGCAGCCCCGACGACAUUGCCACAAGUGCGAAGAACUCGAAAGGCCUUAAGUAAGGAGACAGCUGCAAGAGGUACAUCAAGGCAACCAGUAGAAGAAGUCCUUGUUCCUGAUGAUGAAGAAAACAAUUCAGAUAAGGAGGAUGAGAGACUGCGUGCCGAAGAUGAGCGGCAAGUAAAACAGCGGGCUUCGGAGCAAGAUGUUGAGAAAAGAAAGGAGGCAGUCGAGGAAGAGGAGCCUCGACGUAAGAAGAAUAUUUACAUAAUUCCUGUUGAGAAGGGAUUUGACAUUGAGCAGAUCGUUGAUCGUAUGUUGAAAAGGCUGCGUGACUUGGUCACGCUAAAGGAAUUUUUGGCGGCAUCUCCAAAGAUUUGCAACGAGCUGAAACAGAGACUAACGCGAAGGAAGGUAAUGAUCAUUAAAUUUGGAGACAUCAUUCCUCUAGAGGCUAAUUGGGCACCUGCGGGAACCAAAAUGAACUGGCGAUGUGUUGUCACUGGUCUCCUACAAACGCAUGUUGGACAAGGUGAAUUUACUGCCGUGAUGCAUGACGGUGCUGAAAUGAAUAUCAUACGAGAAAAGAAAGUCAUGGAGGCAGGAAUCCGGAUUAAUCGAGUUGAUACAAGAUUCCUUAUAGGCGCAAGUGGAUCAACUGUCUUCUGUGGCAUGGCUAACGACGUCAUGGUCUCAGUAGGAAGGGACCCUCGUGUAAAAGACGAGACGGAGGAGUUACCAGGCAGUCCCAAGUUUGUCUGGGAACAUAUUCGCAAUGUGGUAAAGAUGUCUGGCGGAAACGGCAACGAGAGGAGAAAUGACAUCAAGGAAUUGUCCAGGGUGAUUCAAGAAUCAUUCCCACAAAGGGUUCAAUUUCCAAAAGUGGAUGUGCCUUUGUUUGAUGGCAACAACGCCUCUGGUUGGGCUGAAAAAUUCGAGCAACUGGCAAGUUGUCGAGAAUGGACUGACGCAGAGAUGUUGCAGAAAGUAAAACGAUAUUGUAAGGUCAGAUAUAAGGAGCAGUUGAUGGCCCUGGUGAGCGAAUCAAAAGAUUGGGCUAAGUUCAAAGAAAAAUUGUUGAACAAAUAUCAGCUCGAGGAUCAGCUAUUAGAUCUGGCUGAUCUCCGAAAAGUUCUCCGACGAAUGUUCGGGUCAACUAGACAAUUCUUGACGAAGUUUGAACGAAUCGCUCGACUGAUUCCUGAUUUGUCAGAUAAAGACAAAUGCAUCAUCUUUCUGGAUAACUUCUCAGAAGUCGAGCAAAGGGAAUUCAUGAAAGAUAUGCAAGGGCAAUAUGACUGGCAAAAAAUAAAAGUUAAUAUUUUGGCAGGAAACUUUGACCAAAUGCUUUACAGAUUACUAAAGCAGCGCAAGGAAUAUCGUGAGGAAGAAGAUGUCAAUAAAGCUAAGGAUCGUGAAGUUUUCAAGACCUUAUCAGAUAUGAGAGAAAUAAUGGCAGAUAUGCACGUUGAACGUCUGAAGAUGGAAAUCAUGAUGGUCAAGGCAAAGGGAAGUAAAAGAAAGGGGAAAGAGGUUGUUGUGGAAAGCAGCAGCGACAGCGAGAGUGAGGAAGAGGAACCACCCAAGAAACUGACAAAAGCCGAAAGGAAGGCUUUGAAUCAGAUUCAAGGGGGACAAGGGACUUCCAAGAAGCAAGGGAAGAAUGGUGGAAAUGGUGGAAACGACAGAAAUGCCCAAGCGCAGCCUGAUCAAUCCCAACCCGGCCCAAGUCACCAAAAGGUUGGAGGGGGCCGUGGGCGGGGGCGUGGAAAUUUUGGUGGACGAGGUAACUGGGCCAAAGACCUUACAUUCGAGGAAGAGGAGCCUCGACGUAAGAAGAAUAUUUAUACGAUUCCUGUUGAGAAGGGAAUUGACAUUGAGCAGAUCGUUGAUCGUAUCUUGGGAACUCAGCGUGACUUGGUCACGCUAAAGGAAUUUCUGGCGGCAUCUCCAAAAAUCCGCGAUGAGAUCAAACAGAGACUAACGCGAAGGAAGAUAAUGAUCGUUAAAUUGGGAGACAUCAUUCCUCCAGAGGCUAAUUGGGCACCUGCGGGAACCAAAAUGAACUGGCGAUGUGUUGUUACUGGUCUCCUAAAGGUGCAUGCUGGACAAGGUGAGUUUACUGCCCUGAUGGAUGACGGUGCUGAAACGAAUAUCGUACGAGAAAAGGAAGUCAUGGAGGCAGGAAUCCGGAUUAAUCGAGCUGAUACAGGAUUCCUUAUAGGCGCAAGUGGAUCAACUGUCUUUUUUGGCAUGCCUAGCGACGUCAUGGUCUAAGUAGGAAGGGUGAAAGCUCGUUCCUACUUCUAUGUCCUGCUCAGAGUUGAGCAUGAGGUCUUGCUAGGAAGACCAUUUCAAUGCAGAACCGAGAGCAUAAUUAUUAAUAAGCAUGAUGGCUCCAUGUUUUUCGCUUUGUGUGACCCUGUGUGUGGAUAUUAUGAAGUGAUAAAAUGCGAAAACACAG